UCAGUCUCAGAAAUGAGGUUAGAUUCCAAAAAGGUAAUCAUUUAUGGAACACCCAGCAAUGGACUUUGUGAAGUGAGGGUUACAUCCAGUGUUCACAACAUAUUUACCAGGCAGGCUAAUCUGUUUUACAGGCAAAUCUGCUUUUCCCCCACAAAUCCUGCUGUAAACGCAACCCUGGCAUUAAUAUCCAGAAGCCAGCGUUGCAGUCAGAAAGGACAACAAAUAAAUAUCUCUGAAGGUAUAAAACAGGAUGAAAGCAAGAAUGGAAAGUAGAAUAAAUGUGGGGAAACAGACAUCUUAUAAGAGCCAACACCCCCUAACAGGCAGAAUAAUUUACCUCUAAAAGGAAAUACAGCAACGUGUGUUGCCUGGUUCUGUGUAGAUCUGAAAUCAGGUCUUUGACGAAAUGAAGGAGAGAAAAUGGGAGGGCAUUUGGACAGUGGCCUGAAACACGACAUGGAUGGAAAUGAAAGUAAAUGACAAAAGAUGAGAUGGAGUCGCAGAGGGAUGAAGGACUGGCGAAAAGUGCAGAGUGAAGAAAAAGAACAGGGCGCAUUCUGGGUCAGGCUCCUCAGAGGACUGGAAGGAGAAGUGACUGGUUUGCAGCUGCAUAAAGCGGGUGACCUGGGCGAGGCAGCCGGGCAGGGCCAGCAGCGAGGGGCCGAGGUGAGAUGGGUCUGCUGCAAGAACGUGGUGCGGAGUUGCCAGCCACAGCUGAGAAACUAAGAGUCCCACCGGCAGGAGAAGGAGAGAGCUUCGGUCCGUGUGAAUUAUGAAGUCCUAUUCCAGCGGUUUCCAGCAGCAGCAGCAGGACCCCCCCACGGCUGGCCCCCUGAAUGUAAAGGCCGGGUCCUACGGAGUCAGCAUCCGGGUCCAAGGGAUCGAUGGCCAUCCGUAUAUCGUGCUCAACAAUACUGAGGGGUGCUUGUCAGCAGACCCCUCGGGGCCUGAGCCAGCUGAGCGGCCAGGGCCAGGCUCCCCUUUCCCUGCUGUUGAGCUGGAGGAGAAAAACCCUGAAGAAAGACCACUGGGGGGGGCUUGCAAUAAUGUGCCACCCGGUUGGAUGAAAAGCCAGAAGCCAGCCAACAUGGAUGAGGGAAAGAAAGCAACCUCACCUUUCAAAGCUGGGACUUCUAAUCUGCUGAACUUCCAGAGAUAUCCAGAGCUUCUUCAGCCCUAUAACCCUGCAAAUAAUAUCUUGAAUCUGGAGGACCUUCAGCCUCCUCUGUUUAGUAAAUCCCAGUCUCUUGAGGAUGAAGGGAAAUUGAAUUCCAAGCCUUGGAAAUCAUCUUUGAAGGUAGCAUUAGACGACUCAGCCCUCCAGUUUGUAGAACUGGCUAAACCAAAACCGAAAACAGUAGAUUUGACCAAGCCCAACCCAAACAAGCAGCAUCUGGAACGCACCAGUGUUGCUGACAGUCCUAAUGGAAUGCAUGAGUCUCUUUCUUCUGGUGGUGGAUCUUCAUGCGCUGUAAGUUCCUCUACCUGCCAAGAUACGAGGAAACGUAGACCUGACCUCCUUCCUUUUCGCCAACAAGAUUCAGCAGGAGCAGAUCUGAAUGGUUCACAGAAAUCUUCAUCUUCAUCAACUACACCGACUUCUGCAGCAUCCUUGUAUAGGUUCUUCCUAGAUGACCAAGAAUAUGCCAUCUACGCUGACAAUGUUAACCGGCAUGAAAACCGGCGUUAUAUCCCAUUUUUGCCUGGAACUGGCCGUGAUAUUGAUACUGGCUCCAUUCCUGCAGUUGAUCAGCUUAUUGAAAAGUUUGACAGGAAGGUUUGUCCCCAAAGAAGGGGAAGAUUAGGGUUCAGGAAUAGAAUUCAUCCAGAGGAUUAUAAGCGAUCAAAGAGCGUAGACAGCGCCCUGUCUUAUGGACCGAAAGUGAACUCUGGUUGCAUAGGCGAGUUCACUAAAAGUUUGGGAAUGUCAUCAGAGCACGUGGUCCAGCCCUCCCAAGUUUGCCUUCAGAAGCUGUUGUCUCCAGAGGAAAAGUCAGCAUCUCUUGGGGAGCAGGUAGCCCCUCCGGCAGCAGGCGAGCUCCAAACGACAACAGGAACGAGAGAUUCUCCCAGCAGCCACUUUAAUUCUUUGCAGUAUCCCAGACAGAGUCAAAUGAGCCUGGAGAGUUUGUCUUCUAAGUCUUCCACUCUUCCAGGGCAGAAUAAAAAAAGUGACAAUAAAACGGUCGUCUCCACUCUCCUGUUAUCAAACUCUGCUGCAAGUCAGAACCUUUCUGUGAAAACAUUUGCUUCUGCUUCGAAAAGUGCUCAGGUGACACCUGACCUGCUCAAGGGCCAGCAGGAACUUGCACAACAAACCAGUGAAGAGACUGCCAAGCAGAUUCUCUACAACUAUCUCAAGGAAGGUAGCAGUGAAAACGAGGAUGCAACAAAGAGGAAAGUCAAUUUGGUAUUUGAGAAAAUCCAGACUUUGAAGUCCAGAGCAGCUGGAAGUCCCCAGGCUUCUGAUGCUUCAGUGGAAAUCAAAAUGCUGGUGGAAGAGAAAAAGCGGUUGGCAAAGGAGGUGUCUGAGCUACAGAGGAAGCUGGACUUGGAACUCAAGAAUCAGCAAAACUUCAAAGCUGAAAAACAGACAAUGGAAGUAGAGUUUCAGCAGCUUCGGCGACAGCUUGAAGAAAACCUGGAGGAGAAAGACACUUUCCGGAGGCAGCUGAAGGAGAGCGAGAAAGACCUUAGAGAAAACCUGGAGGAGCUUUUUCAAGUGAAAAUGGAACGGGAGCAGCACCAGACAGAGAUUCGGGACUUGCAGGAUCAGCUUUCGGAGAUGCACGAUGAACUGGACAGUGCAAAGCACGUGGAAGACAGCAAGAAGGAGUUGCUAAUUGAGGAACUGAUGCAACUGAAGCAGGACCUGCAGGAGCUCCUAGUACUCAGAGACCAGCAAGAAGAGGUCCUGAGGAAGCGGGAGCGGGAGCUGACUGCCUUGAAGGGAGCCUUGAAGGAAGAAGUGUCCAGCCACGACCGAGAGGUGGACCACCUCAAGGAGCAGCAUGACAGGGAGCUCCAGGCCCUGAGAGACAGUUUGGCCAAAGCCACAGAGAAAGUAGGAGCCCUGUCCAGCGCAAGGGCUGAAGCUGAGAAGAUGCAAAGGAGCAGCGAAGACCACGCGGCUGGGGUGACUGAGCAAAACUGCCAGCUGAGGAAGGCCCUGGUGGAGCUGAAGAAGCAGCAGGAAGAACUCCACCUGGAGCUCCAGGACUUGAGGGGAGGCAGGGAGGAAGCUGCGGAAAGGCUGAGACGGUGCAAGAAAGAGAUACAGUCCUUGGUCCACGCAAAGGAGGAAGCGUGUGAGCUGGCCUCAGCCAAAAUGUCUUUGGAAGCCCAGCUGGAGGACGCCCAGAGGAACGUCAGUCGGCUGAGCCAGGAGCAGCAGCAGCUGGCAGUCUGCCUGAAAGAGGAAACUUCCCAAAACGAGCAGCUACAGAAAAUGAAGCGCGAAUUGGAGGACGAACGGUGGCAGCUGGACAAGACUGUGGAGAAGUUGCAGAAGGAGAUGGCAGAAAUCAUUGAGGUGUCACGGGGAUCAACACUGGAACUCCAGAACCAGCUUGACGAGUACAAGGAGAAGAAUCGGCAGGAGCUGGUAGAUUCACAGCAGCAGCUGAAGGACAAAACCCUGGAAUUAGAAAAGACCCGCCAAACAGUCCUCAAAAUGCAAGAGGAGGUACGUUUUAUGGGGGAAGAAUUACAAGUUCACAAAAAAGCCCAAAAAGAAGCUCUUACAAGAACUCAGCUUCUGGAACGCACUGUGAAGACCUUGGAAUGUGAACUGGAAACCAAAAACCACUUGAGAGAAGAUCGGGGAAGACAGGCCAAGAUAAUGGAGGACAAACUAUCCCAGCUGGAGUUGGAGCUUGAAGAAGAACAGAACAAUUCUGAUCACUUGUCUGAGAGGAUUGGCAGGUGCAGGGAGCAGAUUGAGCAAACGAGGAGCGAGCUCCUGCGGGAAAGGGUGGCAAGGCAAGACCUGGAGUGCGACAAGAUCGCCCUGGAAAGACAGAACAAAGACCUGAAAAGCCGGAUCCUGCACCUCGAAGGCUCCUACAAGUCCAGCAAAGAAGGCCUCCUUGUCCAGAUGGAAGCCCGGAUUGCGGAGCUGGAGGAGCGGCUGGAGAGCGAGGAGAGGGACCGAGCUCAUCUCCAGUUGACCAACCGCCGACUGGAGAGGACCGUGAAGGAGCUCUUGAUGCAGGUGGACGAUGAACAUCUCUCCCUGACUGAUCAGAAGGACCAGCUCAGCUUGCGCCUGAAGGCAAUGAAGCGGCAGGUGGAGGAAGCGGAGGGAGAAAUAGACAGGCUGGAGAGCGCCAAGAAGAAACUCCAGAGGGAGCUGGAGGAGCAGACGGACGUGAACGAGCAGCUGCAAGGGCAGCUGAACGCCAUCCGGCAGGACCUCAGACGCAAGACGGCUUCGAGGAAGCUGCUGAGCGACUUGGAGGACGACGAUCUCAGCACCGAUGGGGAGAGCCUUCAUGACGCCCCCUCAGGAUUUAAGUCCUUAAGGCACAGCGACAGCAAAGCCAGCUAUGGAUACUCAGCCUUAAUAGCUGAAAGUCAAGGCUCUGCAGAGUGGAGAAGCCACUGCCCGCAGGAAUAUUAGCAUCAGCAAACAUGUUUCAUGAUCUGAAGGAGAGUAGAGUGACCUUGGGAAGAUCAAAAAAGCAGGACCUUCUACAACAUCGGGAGCAAUUUCCAGUCAGAAAACUUGUUCCCUGCUCGCGGUCUCAGCAGCUCCCUUGGUUGCAAAGGGCGUGUGGAGAGCCUUGCUCUGACUUCCACGGAUCGAUGGUGAGGCUGCUGAUGUUUGCACCUGACCUUGGACCGCUUUAGAGAAGGAAAAGAGACCUUUGCUCCCGGGCGGUGAUCUGGAUUCCCCACGGCCACCCUCUGUGGGUCAAUGGGCCCUUCUGCCUUUCCAGAACCCCCUGUGGAAAGUUCUUUCCUUUUUCUCAACGGGAACUCCCUUUCCCACUGGCCGUAUUUCAGCCCCACACACGAAGGGCCUUCGAGGCAAGGAGCAGCCUUACCGAAGAGAGGCAGGGCUGAACUUGCCGGCCCCAGCCCAGGGCCACGAUUUUGUUCACAGCUGAAAGAGGCUGCUUUGUUCUUCCCAGAUUGUUUUAUCUGGUCCCGUUGUGGACUAUAAAGGACUGUCCAAUAAGCAUAUGAGAAAAAGCAUUUCUGUUUUCUUUUGGGACCAUCUUCUCUUCUAGUUUUAGCUGAAGGUACCUAUAAAUGCAUUUCAGUGCAUUGGAAGAACUUAAAAGUAUUUGCAAAAGCUUCUAUUAUAAUCUGCUUUUUUAUCUUUUCACCAAAUCUUUGCUCUGUUGGGACAAUCUGAUCCUCAGAUUAAUGAGGAAAUAAUACUAUUGGCAGCUCUAUGCAAUUGUCCUGUUCUACAACUUUGUUGGUUAGCAUCAAAUGUGAGUGUUUCUUAGAGACAGCAUUGAGGGUAUUAAAUUUCAGUAUAAGAAUAAACCCUGGAAGCUGUACAAUCCCCUAAUUUCUGCAGGAUCCACAAUGAACCUUGUAAAGGGAGAAUGCAGUCACUUGAAAAAAAUAAUGUUCCCAAAAAGAUUUGGCAUCUGUACUUUGUGGGUGCCUGGUUUGUGAGUGGAACCUUAAGUAGGACCUGGUUUGACCCCCAAGAACAUUCUUUGGACUUUGGAUCCAAACAAGCAAUUAUUUCCAUUGGACACACCAACCAUUGCCUUCAACCCCCCCCGCCCCCAAAUUCCAAGUGCCGCUUAGUGGGAGCAGAGGCCAUAGAUAAAGGGAAUGCGGGGAGGAAAACCCCGAAUUUUUAUUUGGGCUUCAUGUGAAUGUCUGCCUAUGCGUCCACAAAUGCCGAUACAAAACAUCCAGUUGACCAGUUUGUGGAAAUGUGGCAGCAGUGCUGGGAUCAGCUAGUCUCCGUGGCUGUUGGAUGCUGACUAUGGUGGCCAUGACUUCUUGGGGCAGGCAGAUGCGCAAAGAAUCUUUGUGUUGCUGGAAGAUUUUGGGGGGAAAAAAUCUGCUAGCCUGCCAAGGUCAGCAUGAGCCAACGAGAGGAGGCUGUUUGCUUGGCGGAAGCCCCCGGUGGGACCCCUCGUCUGUGUGCUGAAGGUCCCUGGUUCAGCCCUGCCAUCUCAGAGGGGGUAGAAGAGGCAGGUGGACCGAGUGACCUCCUCACGUCUCUACGGGGAAGGAGCGCUGUUUCAGUUUUAUGGAAUCCUAUUAAAGGUAGCCACGAAAGAACACGGAAGAUAACCUAAAAGAUGGUUUCUGACCGUAGCGCGUAGUUUGGACAAAUCUUGAAACCAGACAGUGUUAUUUUCUACUCCAGCAGAAAUGGGAUCACAAAGGAAUUUGUCCAAAUUGUUAGGAUAACUUUAGAGCUUGUCUCCCGCCUGGAAUAUUAACUAACUCCUUGAUGACCUGAUCUGUAAAUAUGUGUCAGUACAUAUUACAAAGCAUUCGAUAUCCCCUGGUAGCUAAUUGGACUAUAUUUGUUCUGAAAUGUGCAUGAUUUUCAGCAGAUGUAUUCUGCAGGAGGUUUGCAGCUAAUUUGAACGGGAUGUAUUUUGCAUUAUCCUUCAAUAGCUUUUUUUUUAAAACAAGGAAGAAAGGACCUGGAAAUUUGCUGUGUUGACAAUCAGUAGAAACUCUUGUAUUUUUAUUCUGAUACUAAAAUGCCAACUUUAUUUUAAUACUACUCCUUAUUACUCUCCUCCUGGAUUCUGCCUGAACAAGUAGAAGACAAAAAUCCAUUGGGAAACAAAUUCACUUUUAAUUUCAAGGGCUUUUGCCGAAGAAACUUCCAGUGUAAGCUGAGAGUACAAGUAAUUUGGAGAAAAACCUGAGUAAUUUUUGCAACUAUUGCCAGAUAUGCUAAACCAUAAAACUCAAGUUAUUUUGAAAUAAAUUACC
Molecule: messenger RNA, 6930 nt
Organism: Python bivittatus (Burmese python)
Lineage: Eukaryota; Metazoa; Chordata; Lepidosauria; Squamata; Pythonidae
Gene: CGNL1
Product: cingulin like 1
Biological process (GO): protein localization to cell-cell junction
Cellular component (GO): myosin complex; bicellular tight junction
Source: RefSeq, a predicted model, not a curated record